UCCUUAAGGGAAACAGAACCACGUUUCCCAAGAUGCCCUGCCGUUCGUUGGCUCGAAGCCCGACCGUGGAGGCCUCUGGGAGUAAUGAGAUUUGAAUCCUGACAAUUCUGACAUCCGGACCGCAGAGCGAGAGGUUGAGUAGGGACCCCGCUUGGUGUGUUAUCCAGGGUCCUGGGGAGCAGAUUCAGAAUGGGGAAGCGGUACUUUUGCGAUUACUGUGACCGAACGUUCCAGGACAAUCUUCACAACAGGAAAAAGCACUUGAAUGGGGUGCAGCAUUUAAGAUCCAAGAAAGUCUGGUACGAUCUCUUUCGAGAUGCUGCAACCAUCUUACAAGAGGAACAGACAAAGAAACCCUGUCGGAAAUUUUUGCAAACAGGCCACUGUGAUUUUGGCUCCAACUGCAGAUUUUCUCACAUGACGGGGGUGGAUCUCGAGAAGCUGAACAUGCAGGUACAAGAGGAGAGGAGAGCAAGAGAGCAGCAACAGGAUGGCACGGUGCUCCCGGCAGGCACCAUCGAAGAAUGGCUGGAGAAGCGUGCCAAGCGGCUACGGGCAGCUGAGAGAGACAGUCCUCUUUCUGAAGAAGAAUUGGUUUUCCAGUAUCCGCCUGGUUGGCCCCCGAUCCAGGAACUGCCACCCUCCCUGAGAGCGCCCCCUCCUGGCGGAUGGACGAUCCCCCCAGGUCUCCAGUGGGGCUGAGAAACGGAUGGAGAGGAAACGAUGGGCCGUUUCAGGCGGAAGAGUUCUCUGUGCGCCUUUGGAGAAAAACAAGAGAAUUUAAGUGAACCCGUUUCCAGAAAUUCCCGCAAAUCUCUUUCUGUUUAGAAUUUCUUUCCGUUUCAAAUUUCUUUCCAUUUAAGAAUUUGCAGAAAGGAUACCCGAAAAGAAGCACAUUCAAGGAUUGAACAAACAGAAUAAUUUAUUUAAAUUGUCUCGUUUAAUUACUCACAGCGCCAGGGGGCACUUUGCUCUAUCUGCAGUGCUGAGCCCAAGCAGCAAGGACAGUCUCCAAAAUUCAACUUAUAAAGAGGUUGCUUUCGAUGGGCAGGUUUUAUUGCCUUGCCACUUCUCUGUCCCGUUCCCCCACCAACACCAAACCCCCCAGGAGUUGCUCAGUUUAAGCCUCAGCAAAGGAAAGUUACGUAUUAAUGAGAAUUAAUUCUCUUAACAGGCCCCUGCUAGGACGAAAGAAUAAAUAUAGCAAAUUCUUGUUAUUGCUAGGUAUGGACUAUAAAAUCACAGCGAGCAGCGAAUUGGCAAAUACUGAAUUCCUGAGAAAAUACACCGCUUGCUUUCUGCAAAUCUCUACUCAACAUUUUUCGCCAACUGGCCAAUGCGCAAACUUACUUUAAUCGUGUUUCUGCUUAAAGAGACCCCACUUAAUGUGUGCCUGUGUGUAUUUCUUGUUAAUAAAGUCCAGAGCAAAAA
Molecule: messenger RNA, 1431 nt
Organism: Pseudonaja textilis
Lineage: Eukaryota; Metazoa; Chordata; Lepidosauria; Squamata; Elapidae
Gene: ZMAT5
Product: zinc finger matrin-type 5
Cellular component (GO): U12-type spliceosomal complex
Molecular function (GO): zinc ion binding
Source: RefSeq, a predicted model, not a curated record